AUGCGCCAACUUGACGUGAAAAAUGCCUUCUUGCAUGGCUUCCUUACGAAGAUGUUUACAUGUCCCAACCACCCGGCUUCUCUGAUCCGGAUUCGCCUAACCACGUUUGCAAGCUCCACAAGGCUCUUUAUGGCCUUAAACAGGCCCCUCGUGCGUGGUUCCACCGCAUCAGCUCAUUUCUUCUUGCCGCGGGCUUCAAACAAAGUCUCAGUGACUCUUCCCUCUUCAUUUAUAAUGUUGGUGCUCAUACUAUCUAUCUCCUUCUUUAUGUUGAUGAUAUUAUCGUCACCGGAGAUUUUCCUAGCCUUUUACAAAGCUGGUUCGACAUUAAAGACCUUGGCCCGCUGCACUACUUUCUUGGGUCUUCAGGUUCUCCACCACAAUGGCUGCCUGCACGUCCACCAGCUCAAGUAUGCGGUUAAUCUUUUGCGGAAACAUAACCUUCACCACAGAAAACCGGUCUCCAUGCCCCUUGCAGCCAAGGUCUCUCUCUCUCACCUUGACGGUUCACCCCUUGCGUCCCCUAUUGAGUUUUGGGAAAUUGUUGGCUCCCUCCAAUACCUCACACUUACGCGCCCCAACAUUGCCUAUGCCGUCAACACUGUCACCCAGUUCAUGAGUUCCCCCCAUGCUCCACACCUUAUCGCAGCCAAGCGUAUCCUUCGCUAUGUGAAGGGCACUCUUGAUCAUGGUCUUGUCUUCCGUCCUAGCCUCUCACAGCACGCCUCAGUGCCUACUCUAAUGCCAAUUGGGCUGGGUGCCCUGAUACUCGACGCUCCAUGA
Molecule: messenger RNA, 783 nt
Organism: Prunus armeniaca (apricot)
Lineage: Eukaryota; Viridiplantae; Streptophyta; Magnoliopsida; Rosales; Rosaceae
Source: the annotation of a GenBank genome assembly